AUGUCUAUUAUAUAUCAAGACUGGACACCUGCAGGUUGGGAUAAGCGAGGCAAGAAGCCUACUGUUUCUCGCGAGAAGCAGGUAAAUACCGCCCGCAGACUAGAUAAUGCUGUCGAAACAACUGCGAAGUAUGAUGCUGGAAAAAACAAGAAUAUUGUAAACGCUCCAGCGCUGUACGCUAGAAAGGUUGAAGAGGAAGAUGAGGUUUUCACCCUUCCUAAGGUUAACCUUUCGUUCCGGCAUCGUCUGCAAAGCGCUCGUCAGGAGAAGCAGAUGACCCAGAAAGAUCUAGCUGUGAAGUUGAACGUCAAAGCUUCCGUCAUUCAGGACUACGAGUCUGGAAAGGUGAUUCCGAACCAGGCUCUGAUCUCCAAGAUGGAGAAGGUUUUGGGUGUUCGUUUACGUGACCCUAAAAAGUGA
Messenger RNA from Blastocystis hominis, 420 nucleotides. RefSeq lists its product as hypothetical. The record is from RefSeq and is a predicted model, not a curated record. The transcript has 3 exons. Gene Ontology annotation, molecular function: DNA binding. Bases 1 to 420 code for a protein of 139 amino acids. NCBI's taxonomy places the organism in Eukaryota, Bigyra, Opalinata, Blastocystidae. Gene Ontology annotation, cellular component: nucleus.